Lampris incognitus (smalleye Pacific opah) is the source of this 6255-nucleotide messenger RNA. RefSeq names its product GLI family zinc finger 2a (gene gli2a). The transcript is spliced from 14 exons. Gene Ontology annotation, biological process: regulation of transcription by RNA polymerase II; smoothened signaling pathway. The coding region runs from base 526 to 5070 and encodes 1514 amino acids. Lineage: Eukaryota; Metazoa; Chordata; Actinopteri; Lampriformes; Lampridae. Gene Ontology annotation, cellular component: nucleus. The record is from RefSeq and is a predicted model, not a curated record. Gene Ontology annotation, molecular function: DNA-binding transcription factor activity, RNA polymerase II-specific; RNA polymerase II cis-regulatory region sequence-specific DNA binding.
AUGUCUACAACAACUGUCGAUUAAGACCUUGCCGCCUAGUUUACAGUUUCCAACUUUGUACGCAGGAAGAGAAGGCUUACCGACCCAUGGUAGUGUUGUGAGAACGCACAAAGGACGCAGAUAAACACUCCCUCUCUAUCUGCGAAGAAGAAAAGGAAGAAGUAAAGAAGACGAAGAAGAAGAACUAGAAAGAAGACGAAGAAGAUGGAUGGCAAUAAAAAGUUUAAUGUCACUAAUGCUCUCCGCUGAGUCUUUUUAUCCGGGGGGAUGAUGCCGGUUGCGAACUUCGUGUAGACUUUUCCCGAAACUUUUUUCGUUUUCCUCCCCCCCAACGCAAAGUCAUUUCAUGGAGUUUCAUGUCAGACUUAAAGAGGCUUGUCUAUGCGUUUCACAGUCCGUGGUGGUACCUGCUCAGAUUUAAUUUUAAGAAUCAGACCAAGGCAGUUUUUUUUCUCUCUUUUUUUGUGGACAAAGUUACAGAGGAGCGUCGGUUUAGAAGAAUAAAGUGAGCCGUGAAGAUUUCAAAUGAACAGCAUGGAGACCUCAGCUCCUACAGCCACUGACAAGAAGGAGUGCAAGGGUGUUGCUCUGGAUGGAAGCAGCUUCUCAGAACUGCCUAAGAAACCCUCUCCCACCACUUUGACCAGGGGUGCCCACCACCUCUUCCCCACAUUCCACACGCCCAUCCCCAUUGACAUGCGACACCACGAGGGACGGUAUCAUUAUGAGCCACAUCCUCUCCACGCCAUGCACGGACCUCCAGGGCUGACAGGCAGCCCGGUCAUCUCUGAUAUCUCCCUGAUCCGCUUGUCACCCCACGCAGCGGCAGGGGCAGGCGAGUCACCGUUUAGCCCCCCCCACCCAUACGUCAGCCCCCACAUGGAACACUACCUUCGCUCUGUGCACAGCAGUCCCACCCUCUCCAUGAUCUCAGCGGCUCGUGGGCUCAGCCCUGCUGAAGUGACCCAUGAACACCUGAAGGAGCGCGCCCUGUUCAGCCUGCACCCUCCUCCAUCGGGGGCCAACCCCACUGAGUACUACCACUUGAUGGCCAGUGCCAGCCAGCGAAGCCCCUACGGCGACCUGCUUAUGCAGAGUGGAGCGGCGGCAGCCGCAGCGGCAGCAGCAGCAGUGCACCUACCAGACUACAUCAGCCCCGUGGACGUGUCGCGUUUCUCUAGCCCUCGGCUGACCCCCCGGCUGAGCAGGAAGAGGGCCCUGUCCAUCUCCCCGCUGUCAGAUGCCAGCAUCGACCUUCAGACGAUGAUCCGCACUUCGCCCAAUUCCCUGGUGGCCUACAUCAACAACUCCCGCUCCAGCUCGGCCGCUAGCAGCUCCUACGGCCAUCUCUCUGUUGGAGGAAUCAGUCCCUCAUUCAGUUUCCCCCAUCCUAUCAACCCGGUGGCCUAUCAGCAGCUGUUGUCCCAGCAGAGAGGUCUUAGUGCCUUUGGCCACACGCCUCCCCUCAUCCAGCCAGCAGCCUCCUCCUUCUCCGCCCGUCAGCACCCCCUCGCAGGUUCCACUCUGCCCACCUCCCACACCAGCUCCACCUCUGAAGCAAACCAGAAUGCUGGUGGAGACCCAGCUGUAACCAGCACCGUCAACCCCAUGAUCACCAAGAGGUCAAAGGUUAAGACCGAAGCAGAGGGACCAGUGCCCAUCUCACCCUCCUCUCAGGAUCAUGGAGGGGGUAUCUUGGACCUCAGUGAGGAGCUGGACAAAGAUGAGUGCAAGCAGGAGCCUGAGGCCAUCUAUGAGACAAACUGCCACUGGGAGGGCUGUGUCAAGGAAUAUGACACCCAGGACCAGCUUGUCCAUCACAUAAACAAUGAUCACAUCCAUGGGGAGAAGAAGGAGUUUGUGUGUCGCUGGGAGGAGUGUUCCCGGGAACAAAAGCCCUUCAAAGCUCAGUACAUGCUAGUGGUUCACAUGCGUCGUCACACAGGGGAGAAGCCACACAAAUGCACAUUUGAGGGAUGUUCCAAGGCUUAUUCUCGUCUGGAGAACCUAAAAACCCACCUCAGGUCCCACACUGGCGAGAAGCCGUACGUGUGUGAACAUGAGGGCUGCAACAAGGCCUUUUCUAAUGCCUCGGACCGGGCCAAGCACCAGAACCGCACUCACUCCAACGAGAAACCAUACGUGUGUAAGAUUCCUGGCUGCACCAAACGCUACACAGACCCUAGCUCUCUCAGGAAGCAUGUGAAGACAGUCCAUGGUCCCGAGGCCCACGUCACCAAGAAACAACGCGGCGACGCACCCCCGAGACCGCAGCCCCCUAAAGGUAACGGGGAGAACGAGGCUAACGCCAAGCACAGUGGCCGAGGCCUCGAGAGCAGGACCGAUGCCAACAGCACCUCCAGAGGAGUGGAGGACUGCCUACAGGUCAAAUCUAUCAAGACUGAGAACUCUAUGACGUAUCAGUCCAGCCCUGGUGGCCACUCGUCAUGCAGCAGCGAGCCAUCGCCUCUCAGCAGCGCCAACAACAACGACAGUGGGGUAGAGAUGGCAAUGCACAGUGGGGGCAGCUUCGGGGACCUCAGUGCACUGGACGAGAGCCCCCUAGUGGAUUCCACUGUUCCCGCUGGGGGGCCUCAGGCCGGAGUGGGGCUCCAGCUAAGGAAGGCAGGGGGUCACGUAGGUGGAGUCACCAUCAAGCUGGAGAACAUCAAGAAGGAGAGGCUAAAGACGGUGAGGGACAGCUGCCCCUGGGCCAACUCUGCACCACAGCCGCUGCAGGGCCAUCGCAACAACACCAAGCUGCCCCCUAUACCUGCUGUCGGAUCCCUGCUGGAGAGUUCAAACAUGAUGAGUAGUUUAAAUGGCCCAUACCCUGGCCAGCGUAUUGGUGACCUUCCCUCCUGUGAGGUGACGGUGCUGAACCAGCUCAACGAGCGUCGUGACAGCACCACCAGCACCAUCAGUUCAGCCUACACCUUGAGUCGACGUUCCUCUGGUAUCUCACCUUACUACUCCAGUCGCCGCUCCAGUGAGGCCUCCCAAUUUGGUGCAAACCGCCACAGUAACAUCAGCUCAGCCGACUCCUAUGACCCCAUCUCCACUGACCUGUCCCGCCGCUCCAGCGAGGCCAGCCAAUGUGGAGGUAGUGGUGCUGGCGGAGGAGGUGGCCUUCCAAGCCUCCUCAGCCUGACUCCAGCCCAGCACUACCGCCUCAAGGCAAAGUAUGCGGCUGCCAUUGGUGGCGCCCCACCUACCCCUCUCCCCAACAUGGACCGGAUGAGCCUAAGGACCCGCAUGGCACUAUAUGGUGACUCACAAGAGGGGCUGGUCCAUUCAUUCCAUCACCCAUCUUCUGGAUCUGUACCGCGGCGCUGCAGUGACCUUGGUUAUGGUUCCCAGAGCAUGAUGCCCCAUGAGGUGCCUGUCAACCUGCCCCGACGUGCCAGUGACCCAGUGCGUCGACUGACCUUGGACCCCCUGUCCCUUACACAAGUCCAGCGCUACAAUAGCAUGAACAGCAUGAACCCGAUGAAUCCUCCAACUGCCAUAGAGCGUUACCGGGGGCUGGCUAUGCAGGGCUACACACGAUCUGAUGGAAGCUUGCAACGCCACCCGUUCGCCCCCAGGCCACCCAGCAUUUCAGAAAAUGUCGCCAUGGAGAAUAUGGCAGUAGAUGGUAUGAUGAUGGGGGGAGAGCAGGGCGGCGAAGAUGACAUGGUUCUUCCAGAUGAUAUGGUACAGUACCUCAAGUCUCAGAAUGCAGGGCAAGCUGACUAUCAUUCUAAUAGCCAUGCCCAGAGCUACCACACAGGCAUGGCCCCUCAGCAGCAACCAGUCUACGGGCAGAGGAGAAUGGCCAUGGUGGAUGCCACAAUGCCCCAGUUAGGACAGGACCUCCAGUCCUGCCAGAUGAGCCCUGGUGGAUCCCAGCAGUCCUUCAGCACCACAUCAAUGAGCAUGAACAAGAACAACAUGCCUGUGCAGUGGAAUGAGGUGAGCUCGGGAACCAUGGAUGACUCAACCAAGGUCACUAAGCAGCAGCAGCAGCUUCCUCUUAGAGGUAAUCUAGCUGUUGUGCAACAGAGACACAACCUUGGUUCUUCCCAGGGACAAGGACCCGGCCUGGGCAGCAACCAGCAAGUCAUGCCUAUGAGUCAGAACAUGGCUCUGCAGGGAUAUACGCACCGCACCACUCAGAGGAUGAUGAGCAUCUCUCUUCAGCAGCAGAGGCAAUGCAACAAUGUGAACUUUGGUGACCAGAUUAGUCCCCAUCAAGUGUUUGGCCAAGAUUUGACCGUGAAUGAUGUGUCCCGAAACACUGGCAUGAGACCUACCUACAAUAGUAUGGUGGAACAGAAUAAUACAGAGAUGCAGAGCUAUCGAACCAGGACUCAAGUUAAUGGAUAUCCUCAUGUAAAUCAAGUGGAGCAUCAGCAGAAUUACAACAGCCUUCCACAGCAGCAGCCUAGUAUCCAUAAUGGAGGAAGAGCUAUGUUACAGCCCAGGCCUCCCAUGGAGCCCAAGCCUGCUGCAAGGCAGCACUCAGGGUUCACUCAGCAGAGCCGAUUCCCCCAGUCAUCUGAUUUGAGUCCCAACCAUACCAAUGACACCUCAGAGGCCAGCCCGAAGAGACCCAGUGGUUCAGCAGCCCACAAUGGCACCCCCGAUAAUCCCAACUCUGCCAUGUUUUACACGGCUCAGAUCCACAUGUUUGAGCCAAACUCUGCCAGCUUUGAUACCCCUAUGUCCCCCUGUGCUGACCAAGACACUGGCAGCAGCAACACCACUGCUGCGGCCAACAUGGCGUCUCCAGGAGUCAACCAAGUUACCAGCAGCACAGUGGACUCUUCCACCAGCGCUCCAGAUCAUGCUCAGAUCGACUUUGACGCCAUGUUGGAUGACGGGGAUCACUCCAGCCUCAUGUCUGGCACGCUAAGCCCUGGCCUCCUCCAGAGCCUUUCCCAGAAUUCCUCGCGUCUCACUACACCCCGCAACUCUGUCACUCUCGCAUCUGUACCAGCAGGGAUUGGCAACAUGGCCAUUGGUGACAUGAGCUCCAUGCUCACGGCCUUGGCCGAGGAGAACAAGUUUCUCAACAUGAUUAGCUGAAAGUAAUAAGAUGCCUCAUCCAUCCAUCAAUUCAACCAAUCUUUCUACAUCAGGAAUAUAAAUAUAUUUGGACUGUUGAAAAAAAGCACUGAUUGAACAAUGCAAAACUGGUUAUUUCAAUAGUUUUUCCCAGUGUCCACUGUAUCUUGUACUUAUCCAGUAAUAUUUGCUUCAGAAUAUUGUAUGUUGUGUUAUCAAGUUGAAAGUAAAUAUAGCAAGUGUUAAUGAGCAUUUUCUAUCACUAUUUGUUAAGAAGCCAUACUUUUUAUCCUCAAAUAUAUGAUAGACCAGGGUAUGAAAACGCAUCUACAAAUUAUUGCCAUUCUUAUGUACUUGUAGCUGUAGCAACCCUUUACAAGCAGUGCACUGAAAGCAGUCCACAGAGUGCCUUGCUGAUGAAAUCAACUCUGAGCAACUGAACACAAUGAACUGGCAUGAAAACAAGGUUGCCAGGAAAUGGACAUGCUAUGGAAAUAUCAAAAUCAUAUUUUCUCAUUUUGACCUUAAUGUUUAUAGAUUAUACUGUAUUGUACUUGCUUUAAAUUAUGCUAAGGACUUAACCCUUGCACGUUGGGUUUGAUGUUUAAAUAUGAACCAGUGUGGUUCCACAAUAUAAUGGUCCAUAGGUAUUAAGUGUUUUUGGGGAGUGGACCAAGCUCUUACAAGAUGGCACUGUAAAAUCAAAUCUUCCAUGGUUGCUGUUUGAAACAGAGGCCAUAGCGCUCGACGAGUCCAUCUCAUGAGACAGAAUGAUAGAGAGGGACAUGCCUCUACAUCGGUCUGUCCAGGCACACAGACCCCCAAAGUCUGACAAGGAGCAUUCUCUAAAAGAAUAUGCAAGUACCUCUGUGUGUUCUCUGUAGAGAUCAAACCCUAAUUGAUGCUUUCGGAACCCCCCCCCCUCCACACAUACACCCAGACCUCCCUUGGGUCCUGGAUGAACUGAACAAGUCCACGAAGGGACUCAGACUUUGAUAAUGAAAUCAUGUUUAGCGCAGAGCAAUGACCUAGCCCCAUGACCUUCUCAGUUUUGUUACAUAUGCUGAAAAUGAAAGUAGCCUUUAAAAAAUGCGUGUGUGCCCUACUAUCCCAUUUUUACAGUGCUCAGUGUGUGCGCGUGUGUGUAUGUGUGAGUGUGUAUAUAGCUUUUGUACAUUUCAAAUACAGUAUCUCCUCUUUUUCUGU